Messenger RNA from Prunus persica (peach), 1867 nucleotides. Its product is annotated as protein FANTASTIC FOUR 3. The record is from RefSeq and is a predicted model, not a curated record. NCBI's taxonomy places the organism in Eukaryota, Viridiplantae, Streptophyta, Magnoliopsida, Rosales, Rosaceae. Bases 322 to 1491 code for a protein of 389 amino acids. The transcript has a single exon.
CUAUCUCUCAUCUCACUUUAGAGCUAGCUCGCUAGAGGCUAGAGCUCCUCUUUUUUUCUUUCUUUUAUCUGUCCUAAAUUACAAUUUCUUUUCUUUUCUUUUGUCACGCUGGCACUCUCUUCACCAUUCCCACUACGUACCCACUGCUCUCUCUCUCUCUCUCUCUCUCUCUCUCUCUCUCACACACACACACAUUUGGCUCCUAUAUGUACAUCUAUCUUUGGCGUGAGGUCUCUAUUAUUAAUACGAUUCACACUCCUCUCUUUCCUUCCCCAAUUUCUUUUUCCCCUUCCCUUCACUUAACAAAAACCCAACAUUUUCAUGACCCCAUUUUUCUUCUCACUAUUAUCCUUCAUCCUCUUCUUCUUCACUUUCUCUCUGUUAUAUUAUAAUAAGAAGUUCCCUUGUUAUUCUUAUAAUAACAUUCUUUUUCCAAUUAUGAUGAUGAGCUUCUGUAGAAAGAUCGCCCCUCACUCUUUCCUCGGCCUCACCUCAACAACUACUACUACCACUACUUCAACAGCUGCAUCAACCUCCAUAGAUGCUCACCAUGAAAAACUCCCCUUCAAAUGCCACCACUGCAUUUCUCCCCUAAGUUGUACAGCAUCAGGAGGAGGAGGGUUGCUAGGUUUGGUCAACGCACCAGAUUAUCAUCACAUCAAACACCAACCCCUCCUCUUGGAGUCUUCUUCCAUCAAAUCCUCCUCCUCCUCAUCAGAUUCAUCAUUAUCGCCACUGUUUUCUGCUUCUCCUUCUCCUUCUCCUCCUCCUCCUCCUGCAAUUGAGUUUGAGGCAAAGAAAGAUUAUGCAGGUGGGUUUGGGUUCAUAGACGACAUAGGAGGCGGCGUGGACGGCUUGAUGUCGUGCACGGAGAGCCUAGGGUUUGAGAGCUCGGACGAGAGGCGAGUGGAUGACCAUCAGAUCAUUGAAACAAUCGGCCACCGUCAUCAGAAUGAAGAUGAUGAUCCUGUGGAGGAGGACGCGUGUUUGAGGAUGAUGAGGCAGUCGAUGAGGAGAGUGUCCAAAUGGAAGAGGACGGGGGAGAAGAGAGCGGAGGCCAAGAAAUUUCCACCCCCUCUUUCUUCUUUAAACCAGAAUGGGCAGCCCAGGUAUUUCCUCAGGCCUGUCAGGAAAGAAGGGAGGCUGGAGCUCACGGAGGUCAGGAUUUACAGGCCUGAGAUCUUGCGUGCUUAUCGUCAAGAUGGACGGUUGAGAUUGCAUCUUGUUACCCGCGAACCUGAUCUCCAAGAAGAAGAAGAAGUAGAAGGCAUACAAGAAGAAAAUGAAGAAGAAGAAGAAGAAGAAGACGUUAUUGAUGAGAAAGAGAGUAUAAUUAAUGUGAAGGAGGCGGAGGAGGAGGAGGAGGAAAAGAAGCUGGCGGUGGGAGAAGGUUUUCGGAGGUGUCAGAAUCUGGUGAGCGGCGGCCACCAUCAGCACCGUGGAAACUUGGGGGUGUGGAGCCAGCGGCAGCAUUGUGUGACAACCAGGUGAUGAUAACAUAGGAGAGAAUAUUAUGGCAUGAUGUUCAAGUGGCCGCGUUGAGAAAGAGACAACUGUACUGCCUCUACGUGUAGUUUAAUUAGGAACAAGGACGAGAUGUUUCAUAGUAAUUAAUUAAUGAAUUAGAGAGGGAAAGUCAAUUAAUCGAGAGGCAAUUAAUUAAGGUUAAUUUAAGGCUUACGAAGGUAGCUAUCAGGUAUUAUCAGGUAUCAGGUCAUGUUAUGUUUGCGGUGGAGGAGCACUGUUUCUUUCUAUCAACGAUUUAACUAUUGUGAUUAAAGUACGUUAAUAGGUUGAAUAAUUAGCGUGUGGAAUCUAUAUUAUAAUGUUGAUGAUGUGUGUAUAUGAUCAGCAAAUUUUGAGGGUC